Molecule: messenger RNA, 1119 nt
Organism: Chenopodium quinoa (quinoa)
Lineage: Eukaryota; Viridiplantae; Streptophyta; Magnoliopsida; Caryophyllales; Amaranthaceae
Exons: 1
Coding region: 1-1119 (372 amino acids)
Biological process (GO): response to photooxidative stress; photosystem I assembly
Cellular component (GO): chloroplast thylakoid membrane
Source: RefSeq, a predicted model, not a curated record
AUGCAUCCUUCACCUUCUUCUGUCAUGGGCACAUCCUCUAAAGGCGACAGUGCUCGGUACUCCAAUGGCAGCAACUUCAGUGAUGAUGAGGCCGGUAUUUUUAUGACUAUUGAUAAUGAGAAGGGAGCUGAGUUCUUUGCUAUAGAGCCCCCUAGAGCUGUUCUUACAAGGGAUAGCUCGGAAAGGGAGAAACAAAUCUCGGUUGACCCUAUUUCAUUGCAAGGGUCAAACACUAUUAGGCAAGCCAGCUUUCGGUUGGUUUCUCCUCCAACUAAUCAGAAUUUGGGCCCUAAUGCUCCACCAUCUCCUUCACCACCACCAAAGCUCAAGUUUGUGAGCUCGAGUCUUCCAGGCUCCAACUCUUCUUCCCCAGAAAGUUUAUAUAAAAAGUAUCAAAAAAAUCAUAGCCAACAGGCUGCUGCAGCUCCUCGAAAUAAUCUCUCGAGAAUGCAGUCUGUGAUGGAUGAUACGCACCUUGCUAUGGUGGAGGCUAACACGCGGAAGAGCAAGUCUCUUGGUGAAGGGAGAACAAGCGGUCCUGUAGAUGAUUUUGAUCUCUGGCUUGAGAAAUCAAGCCACAACUCAGGAAAAGAUCAGAGCAGUAGUAGUAAUAAUAAUAACAAUAAUAAUAGUAAUAAACACAGUGGCUUUUCCAAGCCACCACUUGGACCUGGCAUUGUAGAUCGCCAUAGCAGUACGAUGAAGAAGAGCAAAAGUAGAGACCCAAGUUUUUCGGAGGAAAAAUUUAAAUGCGGGAAGUUGUGCCUUUUCCUUCCUAGAGGGAAGGGCAAAACUGUAAGAUCCAUCUCAACGGCAUCAACAAUGACACAAGCAUCGUGCAAGAGCGAACCAAUGGCAAUAUCGAGGAGAGUCUCAUUGGAGAAGUUUGAGUGUGGGUCUUGGGCCUCCUCCUUGGAGAAUGAGGAAGGAGAAUCUGCGAACCUCUUCUUUGAUUUGCCAAUGGAGCUGCUAAGGUGUAGCGUGAGCGAUAUGCAGUCCCCAGUGACAGCUGCCUUCGUGUUUGAUAAUGACGAUGACAAUGACAAGGAGGAAGACGACAAAGACAAUAACAAAGAUGCCCAGAUGGCCUUCCAUGCCUUCCUAGAAGCACAAAGUUAA